Molecule: messenger RNA, 1143 nt
Organism: Nerophis ophidion (straightnose pipefish)
Lineage: Eukaryota; Metazoa; Chordata; Actinopteri; Syngnathiformes; Syngnathidae
Gene: rnaseh2b
Product: ribonuclease H2, subunit B
Exons: 11
Coding region: 147-1064 (305 amino acids)
Biological process (GO): RNA catabolic process; ribonucleotide metabolic process
Cellular component (GO): ribonuclease H2 complex; nucleoplasm
Source: RefSeq, a predicted model, not a curated record
AUGGCUGAUGCUAGUAAGCGAGGCGCCUUUUCUGAGUUCAUGUCAAAACACUCGCAUGUGUUCUAUUGCCUACGUUCGAGAUAACUCUGUAACCCGCAGUGAAACACUGACCAGGAACAUCCCUCGGCAAGGUCCAACAUUUUAACAUGUCCUCCAAAAAGAAGCGCACGCCAAAUGUUCAAAGCGACAGCUGGGUGGUCAUCACAGCAGACUCCGCCAUAGACGCACAGGGGAAGGACUGUGACCCAAGUUUUGUGAGACUACGGAAUCCUGCAACAGAUGCUGCCUCUCUGUACUUGCUAGGUGGUGGCGAUGGCGUGCUGCAGCUUUAUGAGGUCAAAACGUUUGAAGAGGAGUUCCGCUCCUGGUUUGUUGGCCAGACAGUACAGAGAGAUGGGAGACUUCUUUUUGUUACACCGAUGGAUCCACUGUACCUUAUUUUACCCUAUUUGAUCAAAUCUGGAAAAGAAGGUAAGUUCCAGCCUGUGGCGCAAAUGGUGAUGGAUGAAGACUUUCCUGCAUGCACCAAGCUGCUGAGCUGCUCACGCUCUCAAGCCUCCAUGCAUCACAUUGCAGAUGAAAAAGAGGUAGGAAGUCUUAAGUUUCACCGAUACAGUCAGGAAAAAACCAUGACUUGGUUAAAGAAAAAGGUGGAAAAAACGGUCCCGAUGCUGAAGAAUAGGAACAUCUCUGUGGGGGGUGCCAUUAAAUCCACCACAUACGUUCGAGUAAAGGCCGAGUCGGACUCGAGCAAUGAGGACUACCUCCGCUAUGCACAUGGCCUAAUAUCAGAGUACCUCAGUGAAGAACUGAGUAAAGACCUCCUCCGUCACCUGCAGUUACCAGAGAUCACAAGUCCAAAGAAAACUGAGCCACCUUCAAAGAAGCGCAAACUGUCCGACAAGCCAGUGGAGGCAGGAGAGGACUACACCAAAUUCAACAAUGAAGACUUUGUGCGCAAACCACCAAAGAAGAUGACGGCAGCUCAGAAAAGUCUGGCAAAGGUGGACAAGACUGGGAUGAAGACGAUGUCGUCCUUCUUCAGCCCUAAAGUCAAAAAAUAAUGGUUGGUUGCCGUCUUCAUGUUUUGUACACGUCACUUUUGUAAUAAAGGAAACAAAAUGUUUACUGUCUUUACCUGGA